Molecule: messenger RNA, 2619 nt
Organism: Ziziphus jujuba (common jujube)
Lineage: Eukaryota; Viridiplantae; Streptophyta; Magnoliopsida; Rosales; Rhamnaceae
Product: agamous-like MADS-box protein AGL62
Exons: 1
Coding region: 1-642 (213 amino acids)
Biological process (GO): positive regulation of transcription by RNA polymerase II
Molecular function (GO): protein dimerization activity; DNA-binding transcription factor activity, RNA polymerase II-specific; RNA polymerase II cis-regulatory region sequence-specific DNA binding
Source: RefSeq, a predicted model, not a curated record
AUGGAAGGCAAGCAAACAAAAGGAAGGCAAAAGAUAGAGAUGAAGAGGAUUGAGAAUGAAGAUGAUCGCCUUAUUACUUUCUCCAAACGUAGAUCUGGUAUCUACAAAAAGUCAAGUGAGUUAGUGACCUUAUGUGGUGCUGAAGUUGGUGUAGUAAUAUUCUCACCCUCUGGCAAGCCUUUCUCUUUUGCUCAUCCUUCUAUUGAGUCUAUAGCGAACCGGUUUCUCAACCAAAACCCACCACAAACCGAUAACACCCACCCUCUCGUGGAAGCUCACCGCCGGGUCAGAAUUGAUGAGCUUAACCAGCAGCAUAAUGAUCUUCACAACCAACUCGAAGCCGAAAAAGAGAGAGGGAAGGAACUCCAGAUGUUGGCCAGGGCAAGGGGAAACCAGCAGGGUUGGUGGGAGACUCCUCUCGAAGAGCUAGGUUUUGAAGAGCUCCAAAACAUGCAUGCUUCUCUUGAGGAGCUCCAUAGGAAUAUCUGUAACCAUGUUAAGGGAAGGAGUAGAUUUCCUAUGUCUUCUUCUUCCUUCCAUGGUGGUGCAGGGACUUCUGCACAAGGAUCUAUGAACCCAUUUCUUGCAAAUGCAAGUGCGACUCAUCCUCCUGGCUAUGGCUAUGGACGUCAACAUUUCUAAGUUUUCUAUUUCGGGUUUUCUAUUUGCAUUUUGUUGUUUUCACUGUCAGUCUCCACAACUUUUUUUUAUUUUUUUUUAUUUUUUACUUUUUCACUUCUUUAUGUUUUGAUGAGUUGAAUAAUUACAUAUUAAAGAUUCGUAGUUCGUACUUGUUUCACCAUGGACUACAAAACUUGUUAUAUAAUUUUAAAAGCUAAAAAUUAUUCUAAUAACUUUGUGUUUUUUAAGAUCAGAAAACAGCAUUAAUAAAAACUCAUGGUAAAAGCAAAACAAACUCGAGUGCAAUUAGGACAGAGUUGGAUUGGACAGAUGGCAUUAUGAGGAGUUGCCUACUCUAGCACUCCGGAUUAGUAGAAAAUUUUCCCCCAAAAAUAACUUCAUUAACAAGAAUUUCACAAUUUUAUCAGUGUUUGCAAUAGAUUUUCCACCCACAUAAGAUUUCCAAAGUUCUCAGAAAAAAUAAAUAAAUAAAUAAAAUAAAAUGAUUUCCAAAAUAAGAACCUCUUUAUCGGAUUAAUAAACUGUAUAUGCAAACUAGAUUUCACGUUCAGAUGUUUCUUAUGUGCUCAAUAACUUACUACAACUUUCAAUUCCCGUUAAGAAAUCUAGAAUUCAAAAAACACGCUACUGAUUUAAACAAAAAAAAUCCUUAGUAUAUAUUUUUCCUAUAGCAUCUAGUCUUGAACAAGUAUAGAACUGUGUAUAUCGGACUAGAACGGGAAGCUCCACUCUGUCAAAGGAAAAGAAACUGACUCGUCCAUGCUCUACAUGACAAAACUUCGAAGGAACUCCCCCACAUUGUCUCUCUAGGGCUUCAAGUUCUGCCAUGGAUGUUUGGAUAGCCCCUAUCAAAGGCAAAGAGAAUUCGGAUGUAUACUAGAACAAAAUAUGUAGCUGAGAAGCAAUAGGACACUAAAGUUCAAAUACAUGAUAGGGUAUAGUUUUUUGUUCAAGAAAAUGCACAUAGACAUUAUCACCAAUGAACUAAGCUCAACUGAAGAAUAACAAAAGUAAUAAUUUAAUAUCUAGUAAAGCAGAGAAUAAAGCUUGGAUCACCAGGAGAAGACUUUCUAAACUUCUUGUUUGGUAGAUAAACAUCAAAAUUUGGCAUAGAUUCAUUAAUCUGUAUACCACAGAACAUACCAAUGAUGGAACUGUUGUCUUUUGAUUCCAAGUCUAUCAAUCCACUCUCCGGGGAGCAUUUAGAAGAUACACAGUCAUUGCUUCUAUUUGCAACCUUCAAAGAGCAGGGUAAACCAUGUCGCCCAACAAUGUGACCCAGAGAUUUUUGAUGCCUAUAUGCCUGAAAUUGCUCCAAUCAUACCUGCUUUUUACAUUUGAAAGCUUUAUGUACACCUCUUCAAAGGAAAUACAAGCAUCACAAUCAUCGAAGAGAAGCAAAGCUCCUACUUCAGCUAAAAACCAUUAAAAAAUAAAAAAAUAAAAAGUUUUAUUUACAAAUAAUUUCAUCCCAGCAUGGAAAGGGUAAAGGCAAAAAUCAUCUCAAUUAUAUUACUUAUAAAAGAAUAUAUGUUUUUUAUCAAAAUGCUAGACCCCCCAACUUACAUACAAUAAAAGGGGAAAAAAGCUUCAUACUUAAGCAGCAACUUCACUUGCAAAACUUCUUCGAUGAAGCAAUAGGUCAUGCCACUACGAACUAUUCCACUUGUCUUCCAAAGGGAACCCUUCUGAAUUAUAACUUCAGCCAUUUCCAUCAGAGGAUUCCAACAAGCCUUUGACACAAUGCUUCUGGAACCACGUAGUUAGAAUCUCAGAGCCCAAAAACAAAUUUAGACUCCUUUUUUGUCCUUUAUAUUGCAAAACUCUACCUCGUUUGCAACUUGGACCCUAACCCAGAAGCAUAAGAAUGUUCUUUGUCAUCAUCAUUGGUAUGUUGCACAUGGCACUCAUCAUCGCUCUCUUCUCCCAUAGAACUUUCCCACUUCAGAACCUACACCAACCAGUUGCCCAAGAAAU